ACCUGGUUGAGCUCCCAUUCGUCCAAAAAUUACUAAUAAGUUGUGCGCGGUUUAGUAGAGCGCCUGGACGAUCGGCGACAGCCUACGGUGGUAUUGAAUGCCGCCUUCUCUCCUCGACGUACUUUAUGUUGCCUCUUCGGCCGCCCGUAUUGCUUCAAGGAGCGCGACAAUUCAGACUGCCCAAUGGGCUCACAGGUCAAGACUUCCGGAGUAUCGCAGUCGGCAACAAUCUCAGAAUCCCACAUCCAAUUCAAACCCUGCUCUGCAGGUUAACCUCCUCGAACAACAGCGUAAAGCGGCGGCUUCUCUGAACGAUAUCCAAUCCUAUGUGCACCCCGAUCAACCUGGCGAUUUUAGUCAAGUCGCUGAAGCAGCCCUCGAAUCAGGUUGUCCUGCCGUGGAGGAAACACCUCUUUUUGACGGAGGGAACGCCGGACACGAAACCUAUAAUGGAUCUGCCAAAGGUGCACCAAUGUGUCUGUCUUCCUCUUCUGAAGAAAAUGUGGUGCCCGCGCCGGGUAGCCCACCAUCCAAACCCGUAUUACCGUCGCAAAGAGUGGAAGGAUCCACAUUGCUUGACGAGCCCACGGUCACCUUGAAACCGUCACGAGUACCCUCUUCUCGGCUAGCACGUUUGCUCCAUUAUGGCGGAUUGGCUGCGGGCCUUGGUGUAGGCGCAGCGUCCGAAUUUCUACGUAGACGAAAUCGUCAGGACACCUCGACGCCAAUCUUCCUCAGCGAAACUAACGUUGCACGAUUGGUCGAUAAACUGGGGAAGAUGAGAGGUGCAGCCCUCAAGCUCGGCCAAUUUCUCAGUAUACAAGAUGCUCACGUGCUUCCUCCUCAAUUAGAAGCAAUUUUUCAACAACUUCAAAAUAAGGCUAAUUAUAUGCCGGAUUCUCAAAUGCAGCAAGUGAUGAAUGCCGAGUUGGGCACCAAUUGGAGGUUAAUAUUCGAAGACUUCGACGCGAUCCCUAUUGCCUCGGCUUCUAUAGGACAGGUGCACCGUGCGCGUCUUGCAGACACUGGCAUGGAAGUUGCGGUCAAAAUCCAAUUCCCAAAUGUUGCCGAGUCAAUCGUUUCGGAUCUAUCAAAUUUAUCACUGCUCUUGACCACAUCCUCUCUGCUUCCUCCCGGCCUCUUUCUGCAGAACACGAUCACAGCAAUGCAGCAGGAGCUGGCGGAUGAGUGCGAUUACGAACGUGAAGCUCGUUACAUGCAGAAUUUCGCCCACAAGCUGCACGGGGACGAGAUGUUCAAUGUUCCCCGCGUGGUGUCCGAGUACACAACAAAGCGGGUGCUGGUAAUGGAAUGGAUGCACGGCGUGCCCCUCACGAGAGCAAUUCAUUUCGACCAAAAUGUCAAGAACGAGAUCGCUAGUGCGGUCCUCCGCCUAUGCCUGAGAGAACUUUUCGAGCUCUCGAUGAUGCAGACGGACCCUAAUUGGACCAAUUUUCUGUGGAAUCCCACAACCCACCAAAUUGAACUCAUCGAUUUUGGUGCUACUCGCGAAUACUCCCAGUUAUUCAUUAAGCAGUGGCUGCGAUUACUCCGUGCAGCAAUCAACUCUGAAAAAGAACAAUGCCUGCAGGCCUCCAGAGCGGUUGGCUACCUCACUGGAGAAGAGAACGAAGAAAUGGUCUCGGCGCAUCUGGAAGCCAUGUUUCUUCUUGCCCAGCCAUUCAGGGAAUCCUCCGAUCAACCAUAUCAGUUUAAAGACCAGACGAUCACCACACAAAUCAAAGCACUCAUACCAAUUAUGCUCCGUCAUCGACUAACACCGCCGCCACGGGAGACGUAUAGCUUGAAUAGGAUGCUUUCGGGUGCUUUCUUGCUUUGCGCACGACUAGAUGCUGAAGUGUAUUGCAGCCAAAUAUGGCACGAGACAACAGAUUGUUAUGAGGAUAAUUAUAGCAAUUGAGUGUAAUAUGAAUCGGACAUUGCUAUGUCAAAGUAAUGCGAUAUCUGUCACAUCACCCACUUUUUAUCUUGUCUUGUCUUUUUGACUGUAGAUACGAUCGGUAAAUGGCCCUUCGAAGCGCAAUGCAAUCAUGUACACGCCCCAUACAAACGUGGAAAGCAAGAUCCCAGCAGGUCGAGCAUACCAGAACGCGCCGCCAAAGAAACACAUGGUACUUCCGAUGUACAUUGGAUCACGAACCACAUUGAACGGGAAGCAUUCCACCCGUUCUUUCAUCAAAAUUCCGAAGUAAUCUCCGAGAUAGGUGCCAGUGAUGCCAAGUGCAUACGUAGACGUCAGCACAAGGGCUUGACCUCCAAUGAAAAAGGAUAUUGCCAGGAACUGGAAAAUGGGAGCGGUCAAAAUGUCCAUUUGCGGCUGAUCUCGAAGUGCUUCCGUAUAGAAUGCAUCACGUAUUAUUCCCAGGACAAAAAUAACUGUAGCCAAUGCAUAGCAGCCGUGAAGACGAUUUCCCCUGAAUAGGUUUGUGAUGGUACGGUGGUGGUAUUCAUUCCGAGCGACGAUGUUCCAAAAUGCAGGGUUGAAAGCUAUCGCCAUUAUUGCGAUAUAUAACGAACUCUUGUUAAAAUCAAU
This is a messenger RNA of Dacryopinax primogenitus, 2554 nucleotides long. Its product is annotated as ABC1-domain-containing protein. Gene Ontology annotation, cellular component: extrinsic component of mitochondrial inner membrane. NCBI's taxonomy places the organism in Eukaryota, Fungi, Basidiomycota, Dacrymycetes, Dacrymycetales, Dacrymycetaceae. The record is from RefSeq and is a predicted model, not a curated record. Gene Ontology annotation, molecular function: kinase activity. The coding region runs from base 98 to 1921 and encodes 607 amino acids. The transcript is spliced from 12 exons. Gene Ontology annotation, biological process: ubiquinone biosynthetic process.